CCUGCCAGCAGAGUCGCUUCGAUUUCGAGGUUGUCCAACUCAUCGAUUGACCGAGGCUAUCUUUCGUACAAUGAUCCAAAUACCUUCACCUGGUGGCUAUGACAAGCUAGUGUAUGAGCCGCUAUCAGAUGAUGGGUAUACAGAAGGUGCAAACAUCAAACUUGAAGACAUUGACGAGGAAGAUCUCGUCACUAUCAAAACGUACGCUUGCGGUGUGAACUAUGCCGAUGUGUGUAUUCGCUGGGGCCUGUACGAGUCAGCAAAGAAAUUCGUCGGCUGGCCGAUCACUCCCGGAUUUGAAUUUAGUGGUCAGGUGGAAAGAAAGGGCAAGAAUGUGAAAGAAUAUGAGAUCGGUCAAAAGGUUUUCGGCGUGUCCCUUUUUGGAGGUUACACCGAGAGAAUUAGGGUUCCAAAACACCAGAUUUUUCCGCUGCCGGACAAUUUGGACAGGUACGAAGCAGCAGGAUUUCCAACAGUGGCUAUAACUGCUUGGUAUGGAAUGUUUGAACAGGCCAGACCAAGGCCUGGGAGCUGGGUACUAGUUCACUCUGCAGCUGGAGGGGUGGGAAGUAUGCUGGUACAGCUUGCAAAGAUCCAUGGUUGUCACGUGGUGGGCGUGGUUGGUGCAAGUUAUAAAGUUGAUCUUGUCAAGAAUUUAGGUAAAUUAAUCUGUUCAUGUUGAAACUUCGCCUAGCCCUCAUCAUCGUACAAGCAUGUCAUGUCAUUCAUUCGUAUGGUGUGUUAAUCGCAAAUCCUAAAUUCUGAUCGGGGAAUCCAGUAUUCUGAUUGUCCAUAUACUUGAUCACUUAUAGAGAGUGAGUAUUCUUGUACAGAAAUAUAGAAGUGGUGAAUGAUUAAAUCCAGUACAUGCGAAGACAAAAAGAUUCUUGUUUGAAAAUCUGAGACUCAAAAACUUUGAAAGGGUCAGUUUAUGACAUCAACUCUGUUACACUUGAUCAAACUGAAUUAUUUUUUCCUUUGUGCAUGACCAGGUUGUGACCAUGUCAUUGACAAAUCCAAGAAUGAUCUCUGGAAAACUGCAGAGUCUUUUUGUCCAAAGGGUUAUCAAGUUGUGUUUGAUGCAAAUGGUGUGGCCACUUUACAGGAAAGCUAUAAUCAUGUGGCCUCAGGAGGCCGACUGGUUAUCUAUGGUGAGAGCUUUUGUUAAAUUAUAGUUUCCUUGCCUAAUAAUUAUUAAGGUGCACUGCAGUAUGAAGCACCCAUUACUGUUUCUUCUCUUCUUAAAUGAUGCAAUUUGCAAGUACAGGGUUUUUUCCCAGAAGCAUAAUCACAGGAUUACAGAGAUGCCAACCUCUGGAGAUCUAAAAUCUGGAGACUCUCUUUCUUUCACUGCCCUCGGAAUUUCAACAACACAUGCUCAGGACAUAAAACAAAUUUUGAUGACUGGGUCGCUUUGUGUUAAAGGGGAGGGGGGAUAGGUGGUUGAUAUUGGGAGUGUUUCAAAAGAGACAGUCUCCAGAUGUUAGAUCCCCAGACAUUGGCAUCUCUGAUACACCUGGGUGAAGUGGCAGAAAGUAGAGUAUCUGAAGUUAUGGAUUGGUAUGGUAUUAUGAAUUAUUUUUUUCGGCAGGUUUUCACACAAUGCUUCCUAAAUCCAGUGAAAGUGCUAGUGGUGCUAUAAGCGUGUGGCAGUGGGUAAAGAUGGGAUGGAACUACAAAUCAACACCGGCAUUCAACCCUCUUCAGGUAUUCCUGCUAACUUUCACAUGCUUGCCAGGAAUUUUUGAUAUUGGAGAUUGGGAAGUCAAACUGCAAAUCAUCUCCACUACUUCUCACUAUCAUAGAUUUUAAUAUAACAAAGAGAUUCCUCGCAGUGCCUGUAGUGCCUUGCUUUGCCAGUAAAAUCAAGAUGCUGGCAAAUUUACUGUCAAUUCUGUCAUUCUGCCAAAUUCAACAGCAUUUUUCACUAAACUGGGCAUUUGUGUCGGUUAACUUUCAUUGGCUGUUCUUCACCCAUUCUGCCCUUUGCCUUGUUUCCACCUGACAACUUUUCAAUGAGAUGGGUGUAUGUCUUUCUUCUACAUGGCGAUUCAUAGCUGUGGCACCAAAAUGUAAGGUUUUUUGAAUCCUUUUGGUGCACAGUUGAGUAUAGACUUUAGCCAGUCAGUGGCCUGCAAGUAAGCUCUCUUGGGGACCCUUGUGGCUUCCCCUCUUUCCUUACCCACCCCCAUACCCUCAUGAGAGCUUGCUCACGGGCUAGCCAUUUGGGUCUGUAAUAAGUAAGGAAUUGUACUGUCUGGAAACAGUGGUCUGGAUUAGUCUGCAUGCAUUUGGUUAUAUUUCUUAUGGCAUGUAUUAGUCAAAAAUAGGGUCUCCAUUUAAAAUUUACAGCGUUUGUGUAUAAAGGGUUUUGUUUAUCAUUUGUCUCAGGAUUGUCACUUAGAUAUUUGUAGUCUUUACACUAGAGCCUAAAUAAGCUAAGAAAUAUUUCAAGACAAGUAAAUUUUAAUUACUUCAAGUAAAAUGAAGCUUCGCACACAACCGAUUCUUUUUUACUUCAGGUUAACUUAAGGCUAUUUUCCCAUGCACCAUAAUUAAGAUUGAUUGACAUGUUUCACUUUUCUCAAAGCUCAAGAAACCGCAAGUAUAACCACAAGUCAGUUAAGUCAGUUUUAAGGAUGGUUUUCAAGUCGCUUUAAACUUUCUUGAAUCGUUUCAACUUUCCAAAUUUAAUGAGAUGCAAAGUAAAGUUACUUGAGAUUUUACUUAGGCCUUCGCACACGAAUUUGUGGUUAAGUAAAACUUAGCAGCUCUCAAGUCUUACUUAACAGCCUAGUGUAAAGACAACCAUUGAUUACAACAUUUCAACUGCAUACUGUAGGUAAGUUCAUUAGUCGAUAGUGUCCACCAUGGUUGUUAGUGAUAAUUCCACUCAAAGUAUCGUCCCUCUCCAUCCUUUCAGUCCUUAUGUGUUGGUGAUGAGAGCGUGGCUGCCUCUCAGUCGGCUAGGAGUCUUGGUGUUAUCUUUGAUGAGCACAUGUCUUUUCAUGCACGUGUCUAGCAUCUGUAGAUCAUCAUUUUUAUCAUCUCAGGAACCUACCAGUAUCUAGAAUUAGGAAGUAUUUUACUAAAGAAUCAGCAGAAGUUGCUGUUCAUGCAUUUGUCACAUCGAAACUAGAUUACUAGAUUACUAUAUGGCCUACCUAAGUAUCAGUUACAAAGAUUGCAGUAUGUACAAAACACGGUGGCUAGAGUUGUGUUGCAAGUGAGUAAGUUUCAGCAUAUCACACCUGUUUUGUGUGAGCUUCACUGGCUACCGAUUCUAUAUUGAUUAUUUUCAAGAUUCUGCUCCUCGUGUAUAAAUCACUGAAUGGGACAUCGCCUAGCUAUUUAGCUCAGAAACUGUAUUAUUGUUCUCCAACUAGAUCAUUGAGGUCUGUUAGUAAUGAACUUUUAAUGCAACCUAGAUCGUGUACCAAGAUCUACGGAGAUAGAGCAUUCGCUGUUCAUGCACCAAGAGAAUAAUAAUACCCUAUGAAAACUAAUAAUAAUACCCUAUGAAAUUCGGAAGCCAACACCAUCGCGAGUUUUAAAAGAUCACUUAAGACGUACUUGUUUACUAAAUUCAGUAAUAACGGAUCAUUGUUUUUAUAGAUUUGUGUAUAUUCCGUUAGUUUUAAUUUCUCCCUUUUUUUAUCAUUGUGAAUAAGAUGGUUUAGUAGUUGCUUUAGUUUUAAUUUUUUCCUUUUUUACUCAUUGUAAAUAUAAUAGGAUAUGGUUGUAAAUUUGUCAAUAUUUUUCAAUAAUGUUGUUUACAUGACUGUAAAGCGCCUUGAACAUAGGAUAAGAGCGCUAUAGAAAUAAAGUUAUUAUUAUUAUUAUUAUUAUUAUUAUUAUUAUUAUUAUUUUUAAAUCUUGAAUUAGUUUUUAUUAUUAUUUUUAAUUAUUGUAUCGAAACGAACCUUUCUCGAAAGGGGUGGCGGGUUUUUUUUGAUAAAAAUUUUUUGUUAUUUGUCAAUAAAAGAUUUCGUCUCUUUAGAUGACUAAUGAGAACGAAAAAGGGUGGCGGGUUUUGAUCAAAAUUAUUUGUAUUUGUCUUUCGUCUCUUUAGAUGACUAAUGAGAACAAAAGUGUCAUGGCGUUCAACCUCAGCUUUCUCUUUGAUCAGCGAGAAAUGCUCAAGGAAAGUAUGGCACAACUUCUUGGCUGGGUGAAAGAAGGCCGGCUGAAAGUCACCAAGGUUACAAAGUAUCCACUGAAGGAGGCAGGAAGGGCGCAUAAGGAUUUAGAAUCAGGGCAGACAAUGGGAAAACUUGUUCUCACUAUGGACGAGUUUGAGCUCAAGAUGAGUGAAGGAGGUGGAGACAAAAACUGACCUGGCAUCAAACUGAUUUACAAUAAUAAGCACAAGAAUAAUGAGUGGAUUCUUAAUUUCUUGAGUAGUAGAAGAGGCGGAGAAACUUGUGAGACGCUGAAAAUCGCCUCCCGCGAGAAGAUGCAACGUGCGGGAGCGCCUUUCUGUACUCUUACAAAUCCCCUGCGCUUGUUUAUCUUUGAGAAAGAAUGCUUG
Molecule: messenger RNA, 4531 nt
Organism: Porites lobata
Lineage: Eukaryota; Metazoa; Cnidaria; Anthozoa; Scleractinia; Poritidae
Source: the annotation of a GenBank genome assembly